Molecule: messenger RNA, 2172 nt
Organism: Chenopodium quinoa (quinoa)
Lineage: Eukaryota; Viridiplantae; Streptophyta; Magnoliopsida; Caryophyllales; Amaranthaceae
Product: zinc transporter 1-like
Exons: 2
Coding region: 693-1733 (346 amino acids)
Biological process (GO): zinc ion transmembrane transport
Cellular component (GO): membrane
Molecular function (GO): zinc ion transmembrane transporter activity
Source: RefSeq, a predicted model, not a curated record
AUGAUAAUUGCAUUAUAUACUGUGAUAUUGAAAGAUCUGCAGAACUAGAUGAGAUGAAUGAAGGUGGAAAACACUUCAAAGUUGAACUGUGUCGUGGCAACCACGUCUCAGACUCUCCAUCCUCAUAUCCGUCAUUGCUUUCAUCAAAGAGUGAGGUUACUGUAUGACAUUAUUUUAUUUUUAGCUUUUUAAUAUAUACAAGUUUAUAUAUUUUGAAAUCACAAAUUGAAAUUAUAUUUGGGAUUAGAUGAGUCUUUCCCAGAUAGUUGAUGUUGGACUAGCAUAGCAAUUAUGAGGACAAAAACAGCAUGCUUCAUGCCUUUCUUGACUGUUUUGAUUUAGUCUUCCUUUAAUAUUUCACCAAAUAUUUGGACAUUGGUCUUACAUAAUUUAGACUUCAAAAUAAUGUAAGUCUAAAUUACAUAAAAUAUUCUCCUAAACCCAGCCCAAUUAUGAUAUUGACAGAUUGUUAAUCUACACAUUGUGUAGUACAAUUUUUGCAAAGUCAAUGCUGUACUACAAAUCUGAAGGUUGAAUGACCUCCACACAAGUUAAGCCUGAUUUUAAUUGAUGAAUAAAUAAUGUGAUGACUAUUUUCUCAUUCAUGCAAAUAGGCAUAACUUAAUCAAGUUUUGUAGACUUCUAGCCAUUGAGAGGGACAAAGAGGUGGAAUAAGGAGCUGCAUACAUACAAUGACUUCCAUCUCUUCCCUGAAAUCUCUCAAAUCGACUUCGUUUGUUAUUGUUGUAGUUCUCAUUCUUUCAAUUCAGUUUAUUUUGAUUGACGCCCAUGGUGGUAUCAGUCAUGAUCAUGAAGAUAGUCCAGUCAGUCAUGACGAAUCUAGUAGUACUCCCAAGAAUGUCGAUUCAAGGAAGCUUGUCAUAGUCAAAAUAUGGUGUUUAGUCAUUUUUCUUGUUAGCACCUUUGUAUUUGGAGUCUCCCCCUACUUCUUACGAUGGAACGAGAACUUUCUCGUUCUUGGGACUCAGUUUGCUGGAGGAGUCUUCCUUGGAACAGCAAUGAUGCAUUUCUUAAGCGAUGCCUCUUCUGUUUUUUCUAACCUCACAUCCCUUGAAUAUCCAUUUGCUUUCAUGUUAGCCUGUGCUGGAUAUGUCCUUACCAUGUUCGGUGAUUGCAUAAUUAUGUACGUUGCCAAGAAAAGCGCAGGGAAAAAGAGGGUGGCAGUAGAAGAAUAUAGAGAUGAGGAACAACCAGAGAAAGACGAAGGAAUGGAGCACAGCCCAAUCUUCAUAAGAACUACAUCAGUUGGAAACUCUGUUCUUCUCAUAGUUGCUCUUUGUUUUCACUCUAUUUUUGAGGGCAUUGCUGUUGGAAUUGCAGAUAAUGAAGGAGAUGCAUGGAAGAACUUAUGGACUAUAGCCCUGCACAAAGUCUUCGCGGCCAUUGCAAUGGGGAUUGCCCUCUUAAGAAUGAUCCCAAAGCGGCCAUUUUUGGCAACCGUGGCCUACUCUUUUGCCUUUGCGAUUUCAAGCCCUAUCGGUAUAGGGAUUGGAAUCGCCAUUGAUGCAACAACCGAAGGCCCUGCAGCAGACUGGACUUACGCCAUUUCCAUGGGAUUUGCUACCGGGAUAUUCAUCUAUGUUGCUAUUAAUCAUCUCAUUUCCAAAGGUUAUAAGCCACAUUCUCCUUGUUACUUUGACACCCCAUUUUAUAGAUUCUUUGCUGUUCUUCUUGGAGUUGCUGUCAUUGCAGUUGUGAUGAUAUGGGAUUAAGAUCCAUCACAGUUGUAUUUGAGGUAAUUAAUACAAAAUUUCCAUAAAACUUUGUUCAUUUGUUGAGAUGAUUAUACCAUUAUAUAUUACCUGUAGCUGUUUGUAUAUGUCUUUGCGAAAUGAAAUAUGAUUUGCUUGGAAGAAUGAUGUUAUAUUUAACUAGUAAUCUGUAUAAAUCAGAAGCAUAAACUUGGUAAAGAUGAAUGCCAGCCUAUACGUCACAGACUCACAACCUGUAGAGAUUCCAAUUAGUAAGAUGUUAUUUCAUCUGUGUGCCAUGUCUAUAUUAUUUUUAUCGCUGUUAGAUAUACAAGAUUGUACUCGUGCAAAUGCAUGGGAUAUAUAUUGGAUGAUCUCUGGGAGAGGACGCCAGGCCCCAAGGUGUUUCAUGUACCAAAUAAUCAAAAAUGAAAAAAAAAAAAAAAAAAAUACACGCGGU